Molecule: messenger RNA, 2047 nt
Organism: Phialemonium atrogriseum
Lineage: Eukaryota; Fungi; Ascomycota; Sordariomycetes; Cephalothecales; Cephalothecaceae
Exons: 2
Coding region: 111-1865 (584 amino acids)
Source: RefSeq, a predicted model, not a curated record
UGCCGCGAGCGCAAAAUCCGCUUUGCCAGUGUGACCAGCGGGAACCAGGAUGCGGGCAAUGUGGGAAGCGGCAGCAGGAGUGUCCCGGCUACCGCAACCUUGUGGAUCUCAUGUUCCGCGAUGAGAGUUCACACGUCAUCAAGAAGGCCAAAGCCAAGGCGAGGAAGAAGGCCUUGCUCUCUACCGAUAGGGACUCAUCCUCUCCGGAUACGGAAUCCAGGACAUCCGUCACACCUGAACCACGCGGCAAGCCACUGUCGCUAGUAACACCUAGCAGUCAUGCCAAGACUCCGGCAGCCGGCCCGACGCUCACUUGGGCUAAGGAUGAGAACAGCCUACUCCCGUCGCCGGACUCGGGCAGCUGGCCGACAACGCCCUUGAUCGCGUUGCUAUACAGCCUCAACCCUACCUACCAGGAACGCGGCACGGCCUUCUUCUUCUCGCGCUACGUCACUGUCGACGAGAAUGGUGGCCACCAGCGAUUCGACUUUGUUUACGAUGUUUGGAAGCCCGCGUCACUAGCUCCGGAACGCCAGGUCGAUGGCGUGUUGGCGAGCAUGACCGCUGUCGGCCUUAUCGGCCUAGGCCAUAUGAUCCGGUCGGACGAGGUCCUAGAAGCCGCGAGGAAGUCGUACGGCACUGCCCUCCGACUGACCAACCAGGCUCUGAAGAACCCUGUCGAGGCUGCCAGGGAUACGACGAUGCUUUCCGUGCUAAUUCUCAGCCUCUUUGAGAUGAUGACGGACACGACACCCAAGACGAUGAAGGCAUGGCAAGAGCAUGUUAAUGGAGCCGUAGCCCUCGCAGGCAUGAGGGGCGCCGAACAGUUCAAGCGGCCGGGCGGGGCGAAGAUGUUCCUCAUGCUCUGCUACAAGGUCAUGAUCAGUUGUAUCCAGAGGCAGAUGCCAAUGCCCGAAACCUUGGUGAACCUUGGGAACCAGUUAGGCAAGGGCCUAGACGACUGUGAUCCGGCAUGGCAGAUUGCAACGCCCGUAUGCAGAGUCCUACAGACCCGCUACGACAUCAAGUGUGGGAACAUAUCCGAGCCACAGGCUAUACUCGAGCAACUCUCUAGCAUCGAGGACGACUUUGAAAACUUACUGGAUAGCUUCCCGACAGCAUGGCAACAUCGGACAUUCAAGGUGUCCAAGAAUCAUCCAGCUAUCUUCCGGAAUAUGUGCCACACCUACCCGACCCUCUGGCACGCCACUACAUGGAAUAGCAUCCGCUCCUGCCGCAUGCUCAUUCUCGAGUCUAUCCUGAACGAGUUUCAAAAGCACUCAUCCAGCACCCAGCCGACGCCAAUGUCUGAACCAUACACUCGGGCGUUCCAGAAAGCAAGGCACAAACUAGAGCGGGUAUGCGAGGAUAUCCUUGCCAGUGUUCCUCAACAUGUUGGUCUGCUCAGUCCAAACGGCGGCGGCUAUGAGAACCUGAACCCGGCCACCACCCCCAUCCCAAACGUGACGGUUCGCCAAUCCCCGAGCCCUCCAACCUCGCCUUCCAGCAGAUCAUCUUCCUCGGGUGGCGAGGGCAACACCCCCAGAGAGUGUAAAAUGAUACCCACUGGGCCGACACUAGUCAACCCCACCCUAUCAAAGGACUCGGAGGAAGAGGCCAAAAGAUUCAUGCUGCUCGCCUCUGCCACUAAUUCCAUCGUCUGGCCGCUGUACCUGGUCGGCAUGGCGUCCAUCUGUAGCGAGGAUAUGAAGGCCUACGUCGUCGAGCGUCUACGCGCCCUUUACGCCGAGACAGGUCAGAGGCAGGCCGAAGUUAUUGCCAAUAUGGUGGAGACUCAUGAGCUUGAAUCCACAGAACGGCAGGACGCCAUCGGGCCACUACCUCUGCGCGAUGGUCUAACAUGAAGUAGGGCGCAACGGAGUGAAGAAGAGAUGAGGCUAUUCCGAUUGGAGCAAACGCUGUAGUGGUUAGGGGAGAGGAUGUCCGCUUGAACCACGUCAGGUCGCGGAUGGAGCACUCGCUAGCCAACGAGAACAGCUAGGACCACAGCAAAGCCGCCCUUCUGGCCAUGUGUGGCAUGGGGUGU